Molecule: messenger RNA, 588 nt
Organism: Durusdinium trenchii
Lineage: Eukaryota; Dinophyceae; Suessiales; Symbiodiniaceae
Source: the annotation of a GenBank genome assembly
AUGAAUCCAAAAUUCAAGGGCCUCGAGGGGUCAUUGGGAGCGGUGUACUACAACUUUCCUCAUGCAGGAUCUGUGGGUGGCUUUUUCGAUGGCCACCCUCUUGUAAACUGGCGUCAUGAGAACCUGAUGCGGCUGUUCUUCCGGGCCUUGCGAUCCUUCAUGACGGUUGGAGGUUUGGUGAAGGUGGCUUCCAACAUGGGUGCUGUCGGAGUUCGGUUCUCGUACAUUACUUUUGGUGCCAAAGAGAAUGAGUUUGAUCAUGUUGAAACUGUACCCUUCUUGCAGUGGAACCUCCACCGUUACAGCCGAUCCUAUGGAGAUAGGCGAGACGUGAUCCGAAGACCAGACCAGGCCGAGGGCUACAAUGCCCAGCGAGCAGACAAAGACAUGGUGUAUACGUUCAAGUAUAACCCAAGCGGCAAGCCUUUGCCCCCGCAAGCCCUGCGACUGCCCCCGACUUUGAUGACCUUGGAGGAGUGUCAGGAUGGUCCAUUCAGGUCAGUCCCCUCUGCAGAGGUGAAGAAACAAGUGGCCAAGCAGCUUCAUGAGAGGUUCCUCAUGGAAUGCUCCGGACGUCAUGUCGGGUGA